AUGUCUGAAUCAUCGCAAACAACAAAGUCUGCACGUUCUACUCGAUCAAAGGCAAAGAUCGAAUAUGCUCUAAUCAUCAAGGAUGUUGUACCGGUUACAACUGUUCAUGCUUCCAAACCCAAAGUUCAAUCAAGAGUUGCUGAGAAGAAAGGGAAGGGAAAAUCAGUUGAGAAGAAGAAAACUUCAAAAGUAAGUGAUGCUAUCUCUCCAUCUGCAACUGAAGUAAACCCCAAAACUGUGUCUGAUGUUGUUGAAACAAUCGUGCCAACCGGUGAUAACCCUAGUCUAGAAAAAUUGGGGUCUGAUGCUGAAAAGAGGGAUCUUAAUGCUAUGUCUGUUGAAACUGAGAUGGAAGACACCCCUACAGAGCAAGAGGAAGUUGAAACUGCUGAGAAAGAACCUGUGAUGGAAGCUGCUGCUGAAAAGGAUGUUGAGACAACUGACACAACAUCUGAGUCCAUAGAUGAAGAAACUAGAACUGCUGAUGAGGGGACUUCUGAUAAUGAAGGGGACACUCAGUCUGAAGAGAGCAACCAGUCCAUACCCACAGAAGAACCAGAGAUUGAAGCUGACAAAUCUGCAGGAGUUGAGGAGGAAAAAGAAAAGGAUGCAUUUGAGACUUUGAAGAAUGUCUUAAUUUCUACACCUAUAAACAUAGCUCCUGACUAA
Messenger RNA from Trifolium pratense (red clover), 669 nucleotides. RefSeq lists its product as uncharacterized. The coding region runs from base 1 to 669 and encodes 222 amino acids. The transcript is spliced from 4 exons. NCBI's taxonomy places the organism in Eukaryota, Viridiplantae, Streptophyta, Magnoliopsida, Fabales, Fabaceae. The record is from RefSeq and is a predicted model, not a curated record.